This is a messenger RNA of Bubalus bubalis (water buffalo), 1595 nucleotides long. RefSeq names its product translation initiation factor IF-2. The transcript has 2 exons. The record is from RefSeq and is a predicted model, not a curated record. Lineage: Eukaryota; Metazoa; Chordata; Mammalia; Artiodactyla; Bovidae. Bases 1 to 897 code for a protein of 298 amino acids.
AUGUUUGAGCAGCCGUCGGCGCGGGGUCUCCGAGACGGCCCCGCACGGGCUGCAAAGGGAGGACCCAGAAGGGGCCGACCGGCCGGGCCGGUCAGCGCACUGCCUGAUCGCAUGGCGGCCGCCCGGCGGCCUCCGCCAGGCCCCUGCCGCCGCCCCGCGCCGCGGCCCGGGCGCCCCGGACUCGCGCCCGCUCCGGGCGGGACCCCUCGGGUUUGCAAAAAAAAAAAAAAAAAAUUUUUUUUAAUUAAAUGCAAAAGGAAAAAAAAAAACCUUGCAGGUUUUGUGUUCCGCCCCCCCCCUUUCCUCCUCCUCCCUCCGCCCUCACCGGGGGACGGGCUUGGGGGAGGCCCCGCCCCGCGACUUGGCGAACCAGCUCGGGCUUUGGGCGCGGAGCGGCGGGCCCGCGAGCGAAUGGGAGGCUGCGGACGCCCCGGGAGGGUGACCUCCGCGCCGGCGCCGCCCCCUCCCCAGCCGGAGUCCCGGGGGUUCGGGGGCGCGCUUUCCCAGGCUUCGGUGGAGUCGACCGACGGCAUCGAGCGAUGCUCCGGAUUAGAGGGAGAGGCUAAAGGGAUUGGCGCUCCCGGACCUCGGGCUCGGCUGGGGAGGGGGCGCCAUGCGCCCUGGGCGCGCCCCGACUCGGGGAACGGUCGCCGGGCGGGAGGACGCGAGCAGGGGCAACGCCGAUGGUUUGAAAAGAGUCCAGACUUUAUGAAGACCAUCGGGAGGAUGAAAUGGAUACAAGACAUGCAGAAGCUCUUACGGGACAGGGACAAAACAGCAUUCAGAUGUAAAAAAUCAGGACUGGAGAAGAUGCACCCAACUUUUCUCAGUGAGCAAAUAUGCUACAUUCCUGUAGCCAACGUGAGCUUGGGUUUCCGGGCCCCUCAUCUCGUUUAAGGGCUGUUUUAAUUAUACUCGUGUAGUGGCCCAGACGGUAAAGCGUCUGUCUGCAAUGCAAGAGGCCCAGGUUCGAUCCCUGGGUUGGGAAGAUCCCCUGGAGAAGGAAAUAACAGCCCACUCCAGUAUUCUUGCCUGGAAAAUCCAUGGACCGCAGAGUCUAGUAGGCUACCGUCCAUGGGGUCGCAAAGAGUCGGACACGACUGAGCCACUUCACUUUCACUUUUCAGCAGAAAAGAACAGCUGGAAACAGCCUCCCGCAUCCCACCCCACACACACAUUCAUUUGCCAUGGAAAAGUCCAGGACAUUGGAGAACUAAUUUGCCCUCUCCAAGUGGCCAGGAUGCCUAGUUCCACUUUUAGUCCACCGGGUCCAAGUCCCGCAGGCUCUCCCAACACUCCAGCCCAGAAGGCUCCCCUCCCCCACCUCAGUACCAGCGCAUUUCUGUCCCACCCCCUCACAUUUCAAGUUCUCCACCCCACCCUCUCAACCAGACCCUAAUCCCCUUCAUCUCUAACUGCCUAUACCUCCUACCCGUUCCACAGGCCAGCUCCUACCCAGCGGGAGCUUGACCAGAGUCUGGCCUGAUUACCAUCUCUCUACAGAGAGGCGUGGUUUUCCUUUUUCUUUCUCUUUUUUUUUUUUAAAACAAGCGGUUUGUGCCUCUGAAAACCAAAACAACGCCCAUCGCGGCUCC